Schistosoma margrebowiei is the source of this 5181-nucleotide messenger RNA. The record is from the annotation of a GenBank genome assembly. Lineage: Eukaryota; Metazoa; Platyhelminthes; Trematoda; Strigeidida; Schistosomatidae.
GACUUCGAAGCGCGAUAACUUCUGUUUCUCCAUUCCGCUUGUCGGUUGUUGAGUCAUGGCUGUGUCAGUUGUUGGUUUUGAUAUUGGCUCUUUGACUUCUUACAUUGGUGUCGCUAGAGGUGGCGGAGUCGAAGUGAUUACAAACGAGUAUAGUGAGAGGGCUACACCAACAUGUGUUGCUUUUUCCGGGGAAUUAGUUCUUGUGGGAACAGCUGCCAAGUUACAACAAGUUAUGAAUAUCCAGAAUACUUUUACAAGCUUUACUCGGCUGCUCGGAAAGUGUCUGUCAGACUCCUCAGUUGUGAACGAAAGAAAGUUCAUGACCCAUCAAGUUGAAUCAACUCGUGAUGGUCGCAUCACACUUUCAGCUUUUCUGAAAGGCCAAAAAACUCCUUUUGCCCCUGAGCAAAUUUUGGCAAUUCAAAUGAAUAAACUUAAGGAUAUUGCAGAGACUACUAUUGGUUCUAAAGUGGUCGAUGUUGUUGUCAAUGUUCCUACUUACUUCACAGAUGCCGAACGAAGAUCUGUAUUAGAUGCCACAAAAGUGGCAGGAUUAAACUGUGUGAAGCUAGUGAAUGAUAUAACUGCAAUUGGUACCGCGUACGGGUUUUACCACACAGACUUACCACCAGCUGAUCAACAGCCGAAAAUAGUGGCAUUUGUCAGUGUUGGUUAUAGUACUACGCAAGUUGGUAUCUGCAGUUUCAACGCAGGCAAGAUGAAAGUCCUUGCAACUACGUGUGAUGCUUUUCUUGGUGGUCGGGAUUUUGACGAGAGGCUUUUCAACAAAUUCGCCAGUGAAUUUCAGCAACAGUACAAACUGAAGGGUUCACUAUCAUCAAAAGCGACUAUAAGGUUGCUUCAGGAAUGUGAAAAGCUCAAGAAGUCAAUGAGUGCUAAUUCCUCGGAGUUACCAAUCAACGUCGAGUCCCUAGCAGAAGAUCGAGAUUUAGCGAAUAAGAUGAAGCGCACUGAUUUCGAAGAAUUGUGCUCGGAUCUCUUGGAGCGGUUUCAAAUGUUGUUUACAAAAUGUCUUGAUGUGGCUAAGUUGAAGUCGGGAGAUGUACACUCAGUGGAACUUAUUGGUGGUUGUUCACGUAUACCUAUGAUAAAGAAUGUUGUCGCAUCUGUCUUCAAACAAGAAGGCAAAACUAGCUUAAAUGCCGACGAAGCUGUAGCUCGUGGAUGUGCAUUCCAGGCAGCUAUCUGCUCCCCAGCUUUCAAGGUGAAAGACUUCACUGUCGUUGAACAAUGUCUGUAUCCUAUUAUAAUACAAUUUGAUCAAGAGGAAGGUAGCGAACAGUGCAUGCAAACUGAAGAAAUUGAUGGUACAUUAACGACACAGGGUAAAAAUAUGUGCAUCGAAGUUUUUCCUUUUCUCCAUCCUAUUCCUUCUUCACGUCAGAUUGUUCUUUUACGACAUGGUGUUUUUACUUUGGAAGCUCGGUAUGCAAAUAAAGAUAGCUUACCAAACCAAAAUAUUGUCAUUGGGACUUUCAGAAUAGGAGACGCUUCUCAAGUAUUCACGGAGCCUCGUAAAAUCAAGCUUAAAAUGCGUAUGAAUACCCAUGGUAUUUUCAAUAUUUCACAAGCACAAUUAGUAGAAGAGUAUGAAAAGGAAGUUGAAGUUAAUGUUUCUGAGGACAAUCCUGUAGUUGAUGGACCUCCAAACUCCAAACAGGAAGUAACCACAGCUAGCAAUGGAGAUACUGAUAGUCAGAAUCCCCCGGUGGACUCCAACCAAACAGAAAUGCAAGAUUCUACUUCACCGAAAAAGAAGACAGUAAUGAAAAAGAAGAAAUUCACCAAGUAUCAUGAUUUGAGCAUUGAAGUUAGUAAUAUGCAGUUCACUACAAAACAACUCAAUGAGUUCUGUGAAAUUGGGGCUAAUCUCAUUCAACAGGACAAACUGGAACGAGAACGAGUCAAUUCCAAAAAUGCAGUUGAGGAGUAUGUUUAUGAAAUGCGGUCUAAACUUCAAGGACCAUUAAAUCCGUUCGCUUCAUCUGCUGAGUCAGAAUCACUACUUCAGUUAUUAGAUAUGACAGAAGAGUGGUUGUAUGGUGAUGGUGAGAGUUUAAAACGUCACGUUUAUGUAGAAAAGCUCGCCGAGUUAAGGAGCAAGGGAGAUCCAAUUGUCCAUCGAGCGAACGAACAUCUUAAUCGUCCUUUAGCCGUUGACAACUUCAAUCGAUCGCUUGUGGUGAGUUAUCUCAUUAGCGUGUAUUCGCUACACUGUAUUCCAUUCACUAAACCUGCUAAGUCUAACAUUAUAUGAGUCUAAACUACAGUACUAGCCAUAUCUAGUCAUCUCAAAAAUAAUGUUCUGAAUUCCAUUCUAUCUGGUUUAAAUGUCUCGGUGGUGCCUUCACCCUCAAUGCAGUCUAGUCCUUUGAUAUCUGUAUAAAUCACUGACUAACAGUAUUUGCCACGUUUGCAUAAAAUUGUGUGAUGACUGAAAUCCCACCAAAUUUGGUGGCUAUGUAAAGUUAGCAUUUGCAAGAAAGAGGCGGUUAUCUAAGCAUAGCUGCCACAGACGGUCGCCAUUAUCUGUUCUUUGAGCCACGACGCCAUAAAAUCCACCCAGGUGUCUUUCCUCUUAGUUUACCUACUUGAGCAAUAAAGUCACCAGCCAUUAUUACUGCACCAGAGCGCCCAACCUUUUGGAGGUCAGAAAGCUUUCUGUGAAACACAUCUUUUAUCUCAUCUGAGUUGCAGUCAGUGGGAGAGUAGGUAGAGACGACAAGUGUCUCUAUCUUUCCUAGUCCUUACUGUUCCGUCUAGUCGGACAGCGCACAAGCGACUGUCUGCCAGGAUCCAGUCUAAGAGAGCCAGUUCUGCCCUUGGACUCAAUACAACACCUACACCAGCGAGGCCACGGGAAGCAGCGUCAGGGUUUCCAGGUAUACGAAGCGUUUAUCAGGAUGGUUCUUUAUUUUGAUACAGUGAGUUCAAAUGAAUGACGCUACUCGAAUCCUGUAUGCGCGUUUCGGGGAUGCAGCAUACAUCGAUGACCCGAGAUUCUAAAGUCCUAGCUAAGGAAGCCUGUUGUCCUAUUUGGCACAGUGUUCAGACGUUAAAAGCUCCUACAUGUAGUUUAGAGCGUGGUUUCAAGAGACCAGGAAUAACGUUCCGCGGACUCGAAUCGUUUGCCCUAGCGGUGCGAGGUGAUAAAGGAACGUGAGAAGGGUUAGUAGUGGAGAUAAGAGAGUUAUUAGGAGUUGUAGGAAAGAUUUGAAUAUGACCAACUUGGUCUCGUGUGCUGAUAUCACUUCCCGGCUGCCCACACCGUGGAAGAGUAUUUUUGAGGAACCUGAAAAAAAAAGGUGAAUUAAUGUUGGUCUUAACGUCCUAGAAGCGUGACCGCAGAGCCCAAGGGACAGCUGCGUGAGACUGGUCGCGCACGGCUUUUUUGUGGGAGGUUUUAAACGUGUUAUCUCCGUUCUUCAAAGGGCCUUAUCACCGAAGACAGAGAUCCGUGAGGUGGGACAUUUUAGGGUCGAACUUUUUAAACCCCACCCUUUCUUGUGAGAAGGUAGCAUUGCUGAAGAUGUUAGUUGUUCGAUGGAAACACCUUACUGCUGUCACACCCCUCUACAGUCAACAGUAUGACUUCGCCCUCAGACCUUGAGUUGCUUCUUUUAGUCUUACCUUUCUCUAAUCUACAUACUUGGUAUGGUAGAACCUACAGGAACAUAUGUUCCAGCCAAUAUAGCUCUGCUGGGUCAUCACGAUAAACAAGCCCAACCACCACGUAAUGUAGCAGCUACGGUCGGGUAUAUCCCAAGAUGGUUGACGACAAAUGCCAAAUCUAUCUUAUACGAGUCCGUAUUUUGGUCAAAGUAAACGAUCAAGAUUAUCACUGCUGUUGGUGUUUUAUCGUUCAAUCUCUUUCUGGUGAUUUGAGUUUGCCUUCGUCACUUCCGCCAAAAUAGCGUGUGCUUUUCCAUCUAUAUUCAAAAGAAUCGUUCAGCUAAAAACAGUGACAAAUAUUAUUUGCUUUUUUAACUAAUGACACUUGAUAUCAGUCAGUUUGAUUAUAAAGGAAGUUAAUAGAAGAUUGUAUAUCGAAAACUAAUGUUCGAGUUGAUAAUCACUUUAGAACUUUGUAUUGUCCAAACAGGUUUUUAAAAUCGUAUACGACGAAAUAGAUUGUAACACAGCAACCUAAUUAAAACUCCAGAUUCCUAGGACUUUAUUUCAACUUGUGAUAGUUGUAGGUGCUCAAGUCUAUAAAAUCACUUUUAUAAUGUAUUUUUAUUUAACUGAAUUAAAUCUAAAUUUUUUCAUACAAAUGAUAUCAUUGGUUCUGUCGAUUCAAACAAGUGGCAUCAAAAAGAUUUUCGAAAACUACUAAGGUAGACCAAGGUAACCAUUUUUCUCAGACUAAGCUAAACAUUAUGGCUAGCUCACUAACCUCCAAAGUACUUGACGGUACAUUUUUUGUCUUAAUAAAAUCCAACGUCUUAAUGAAAAUCUUAUUCCACUCAAUAUUUGUUUAAAAUGUAAGAAAUAUAUUUAAUCUUAUAACCGUACAUAGUUAUGAAAAUUCUUCCUGGUCUUUACCAAAAACCACACAUUGUUUAUCUGUUUCCAUCAUAGUCAACACACUUAAGUGUUAGCAAAAGUAUGAUAUACUUGUAAUUGUAUAGUAUUUGCAAUCUGUUUUUUUGGUUGUCUCAGUUGGAAAAUUUUCCUAUAUUUGACUUUCUUUGUUGUACAGCGUAUAAGGAAAGUGUUAGACAGUAUUGCAGCUGGAGAACCAACUUAUGAUCACUUAACACAGGCGCAAGUUAAUCAGCUGGAAGAUACGAUAGUACAAUAUGAGACCUGGUUGAACCAGCAAAUGGUGCAACAAAACCCUCGACCACAAACUUCAGAUCCUGUAGUUAAAGUUACAGAUAUCGUAUCUCAACAGCAGGCCAUGGAAUCAGUAUGUCAUCCAAUUAUCAAUACUCCAAAGCCUCCAACGGCGUCUCAUACAAAUAAUACUCCAGACCUUAACUCUCAAAAUUCUGGACAGUCCAACGAUGUGAAUAAUCCAAACACAAAUUGUAACCCCGGAACAAAUCAUUCCAAAAAGGGUGCUGAUGAUGAACAAAAUAUGGACUUAGAUUGAUGGAAUAUGACUUAUUUCUUUGAAAUCUUAUAAUGUUUCAUUCAGCAUUUUAUCCAAUUCUU